AUGGCUGAGAAGGCUGAUAGUGUCUCUGAUGUGGCGCAGCCCGUCGAGCAGUCAGAGAGAGUCGAGGGGAAAUGGUACCGCACACCCUUCUAUAACGCCACGAUUCUUGGCAUGUGUAGUUUCGCAGCUCCCGGCCUUUGGGGUGCGAUGAACUCUCUGGGUGCUGGCGGUGCUCAGGAGCCGUACCUUGUUAACACCGGCAACGCGCUGACUUUCUGCCUCAUGAUCAUCUCAUGCUGGCUCACAAGCUCUGUUGUCAAAUAUGUCGGCAUCAAGGGUGCUCUAGUCAUCGGUACAAUCGGCUUUGCCCCAUACAGCGCCGGGCUUUACCUGAAUAACCGUUACGGUGUCGAGUGGCUCGUUAUCGUUGGUGCCGCCUUCUGCGGCGUCUCUGCUGGUAUAUUCUGGGGCUCCGAAGCUGCUAUUGCCAUUGCCUAUCCUGAGCCUCACAAUAGAGGGCGUAUGAUUGCUUACUGGCUCACUUGGACUCGAGUUGGGCAAAUCCUCGGCGGCGUUAUCAACCUUGGCCUGAAUGCUGAUCGCAGUGGAGCUGGUAAGGUGUCGUACAAGGUCUACCUCAUCUUCAUUGCCCUGCAAGCUUGCGGACCUUUUGUUGCGUUGCUUUUGAAUAAGCCAGAAAAGGUCCAACGAGCCGACGGGAAGCCAGUCCAACUGACCAUUGCCGACAACCCGUGGCAAGAAAUCAAGGCUACGACGAAGACGUUCCUCACUCCGAAGUUCCUGCUUCUCGUCUUGUGGAUUGGCCAGGGCGUGUAUUCUGAAUCGAUCUUCUUCACAUAUAUCGCUCUUUGGUUCUCCGUCCGAGCUCGUGCCCUAGGAUCACUUCUCUCUGGCAUCGUUGCAGUUAUCGCUGGUAAUCUACUCGGAUUAUGGCUCGAUCAGAACCAGAUCGCUCUGAAGAAGAGGGCUCGCUGGGCCUUUGCAGUCAUUAUGACUCUCCAGGGUGCCUGGUGGCUAUGGCUGACUAUCAACGUCACCGAAUACCGUCGGACUCAGCCCACACUCGACUGGAGUGACCCAGGAUUCGGCAGAGGCUUCGGUGUCUUCAUCUUUUUGGUCGCUGGCUUCCAACUGAACUACAACUUUGCAUUUUUCAUCAUUGGACAAAUUUCAGAAAGCCCCCAGGAGACUAUUCGUCUGUCAGCACUCCUUCGAGGAACGGAGUCAGCAUGGCAAGCUCUUAGUUAUGGACUCAACGCAAUCCCGAUCUUCGCCUUACUCGGCGGGCCUUAUAUCAACUUUGGACUAUGGUUUGUCUCGAUUUAUCCGGCUUGGCUGGUUGUCAGACACUUCGGCAAUGAUUCAAAGAAAACUGAUGCAGAGACAGUCGCUCAAUCGGAGGCAGUUCACAAAAUCAAAAGUUGA
Colletotrichum godetiae is the source of this 1386-nucleotide messenger RNA. Bases 1 to 1386 code for a protein of 461 amino acids. The record is from RefSeq and is a predicted model, not a curated record. The transcript has 3 exons. NCBI's taxonomy places the organism in Eukaryota, Fungi, Ascomycota, Sordariomycetes, Glomerellales, Glomerellaceae.